This is a messenger RNA of Metarhizium brunneum ARSEF 3297, 5265 nucleotides long. The record is from RefSeq and is a predicted model, not a curated record. Lineage: Eukaryota; Fungi; Ascomycota; Sordariomycetes; Hypocreales; Clavicipitaceae.
AUGUCUCUCAAGGCCGACACGCCGUCGGUCGACACACAACAACAGGCUCAGAUUGAAUCGACGUCGUCCGCCGUUGCUGAUGCUGAUGCGAAUGCUUCACAGCCGGAACCUCAUAGAAACGGCGUCGUGGUCCGUGAUCCCGAUCUUGACCCCAACGCAGCCAUUGGCUUUGAUGUCGUUGGGGUCCACGGGCUCCAUGGCCAGAGCUGGAAUUCCUGGAAGGCCUCAGAUCCGGGACCACAAGCCGGCACCUGGCUCGGUCACGACUGGGGAAACGUACCAUGCAAGUCGGCAAGAGUUAUUCUAUAUGGAUAUGACUCGGACGAGGAUUCUGGCAAUUGCUACACGUUACGGGGAGUGUAUCACGAGGCCCAUGCCCUCCUGGAUCGGCUGUUGGAGCUUCGUUCGCCUAAAGUUUUGGAUAAAAGGCGGCCCAUCAUCUUUGUAUCUCAUGACAUGGGAGGGCUGAUAAUCUUCAUCGGUUACCCCCAUAGGCCACUCUCGCCAGGUGAUCUUGAGGAACAACUUUGUCGUCUCCUGUCCCUCAGAAGGGAUCGCCAUCGGCACGGAAACUCGAUGCGGCUCGUCAAGAGCCUUGCUGAAACUAUAACCCACGUCAACCAUGCCUUUGUCCACACCAAGCUGCUGACCCAAGCAAAGAUGGUAAACAUGUACUCCACACACGAGGAUGCGGCGAAAAGUGUCUUUGGCCAGUUCACCAUGACAAUAGGCAUCCCGCAAGAGUACAGAGUGCCCAGCGGCGAAGCGCAUAUGGACCUAACCCGGUGUUCGGACAAUGACUCCCACCCAAUCAAGGGUUUGCCAGACCAAGACUGGCUAGAGGGAGAGUACACACCCAGUCAAGUCAAUAUCCUGCGGAGGGUGGCAGAUCAAGCACCGCUAUGUUACCCGUCUCUAAAUGAGGCGGCUGAAAUGGACCAGUCGGCAGUUGAUGGCGCGAUCAAGCUAAAAGGGAACCAUAUACUGCAUGUCCAGUGCUCCUCGGGUACAGUUAUCGCUUCGGAAAUGGUGCGAACCUAUCUCAGGGACAGCUCUCAAAUGAUGCUUUACUUCCGCUUCGACGCCCACGAUGUCCGAUGCAACAGCUCGCAGGCGGCCCUGGCGUCAUUCGUGGCCCAAAUCAUCUUCCAAUGCCUCCAAACCCGGCGUCCUGCUAUCCAGAGCAUAAUUGAAAAUCUCGAAAGCACCAAAGCCUGGCCUACAGACGACUUGUUUGCUUAUUGGCAGUACCUGAGAGUGUACGCAGGUGAGCUGAUAUCUCGGGACUACUUCCGUUCUUUUCCAGCAUGCACCGAGUCUAUUCAUGUGUUGGAGUGUUUUGACGAGUGCAACGACUCACUGCUGUGGUUACUCUCGGAGCUCAAAGCCCAUUUUUCAAGGACCGAGGACAAUUUGAAACUCGUCAUUACGACAACAAAAGGCACCCAAGGGGACUUGCAAAUUGCUGAAGCACUCUCCCACUUCCCCCAAGACGCCGUUUCACGUAUUGAAUACUCGCUCCCUGAUGCCGUCCCCGUUCAAGUUGGGUUCGAAACAUCAAUGCUUACCCAAGAAAACCCCAGAUACGCCGCUGAGCAUCUCCAGAGUGCUACCAAGUCAUUGAUUUCUCGCUUCUCAAAUGACGAGUCUCUGUGCCGGCUCUUGAUGGAGUGGCUCAGGUCAACACCGAACCCGUCCGACUCCGUCCCUAGGCUUCUGGGGAAAUUAGAGACACCCAGACCGGAGCUCCUAUUUGAGGCGGUCCUGUCGGAAAUCCCGAGCGAACGCCGACCCUGGGCUCAGAAGCUGAUUUCGUGGGUGCUGUCGGCUGUCAGACCAUUAAGGACGGUUGAGUUCUGCGUCGUCUCAGAUCUGUGUCUCGGCUCAGUAAAAAGGACUGCUGGUGACGCGGACCAAGGCAACACAACUGCUCACAACACUAUUGCACACACCCUGCAAUUGCUUGGUGGGAUUCUUGUCGUAGUCCACGAUGAGAUUCAGUUCUGUCACUCGGCAAUUCGUCCGUGGCUCGAGUCCAGUGAGCGCGACCAGCAACAUCCGGGUCCCAAUGGGUGGUAUUUGCAGACGACAGAACGCGGCCGUCAUUUGGACAUUCUGCAGACUUGUUUGGCGCACUUACGCGGUGGCAAUGACCAAACGGGGUCGGGUGCUUCACUACUACCAUAUGCGGUUGAGUUUUGGACCAGGCAUUUGACACAGGCUGGCCCGCUGGAUGAUAUCUUGGAAACAGUCUUCCAUCAUCCCCCGACCUUGAAACGAUGGAUCGACGCAUAUUCGGCGUUGCCGGCUUUCCAUGAAAGAAUUCCCUUGGGUAGCAGAACGCCUCUUCCGGUCGCAGCACACUUUGGACUUGAUAACCUCGUCGCGUCUCUUUUGGAAGUGCACAAGGAUGACGUUGAAUUGCGUGGCCUGGCCUUGGUUGAGGCAGCGAGGCAAGAUAGGCUCUCUACUCUUCGACUUAUCCUCGAUUCAUGCCUGUCCGAUCUGGAUUUUGACGAUGAUUACUUGCAUAGUGCCGUCAAAGUUGCGGCAUUCAGUGGAAACCUAGAUCUGUUCCCGGAGUUGGUGAAUCACAUUCCCAAACCACCCCAUGACAUUCCCAGGCGAAGGCCCAAAGAAGAAUAUACGACGACACAGCAAACAGAACAGUCUGCUAGCAGUAAAGAUCAUGCGACCAAUAUCCUAGACGGCGAAGGGCUUAAUAACCAAGAGGUCACAAUCCUCGUUGAAGGCAAUGAUCCGUUGCUUUGGUUGGCAUUCCCACUGUGCCGUGCUUCCUCGCUGGGCAUGGAAGAUGUUGUCGCCAAACUCCUGGCCUUGGGAUCAGAUCCCAACCCUCCAAAAACAUUGCUGUUCGACCAUUUGGCACCGCUCCAUCUUGCAGGUCGAGGCUGCCACGCCGGCGUUGCUAAACUAUUAGUAGAUGCAGGUGCAAGUUUGACCGCCAAGACAAAACUCGGCGAGACACCAUUACAUAUUGCCGCCGCCUUCGGCUCACAGGAUAUAGUAAAGAUGCUCUUGGAUAAUGGAGCUGCCGUUGAUAUCAAGGAUAAAUAUGGGUUGACGCCUUUGCAAUCUGCGUGUGAAAGGGGGCAUUUCCUCGCAGCCGAAACUAUUCUUAGGCACAGGAAAAUGCAGGACUAUCUACCUCCCGAGGCUGAAGACCAGCCCUUGGUAUCGAGUGUACGAAGAGGGUAUUACAAGACUGCCCAAGUUCUACUUCGUAAUGGCGCUGAUCCCAACGCCAUCGACGGUGGCGGAACAGCACUGCUUCAGGCUGUUGCCGGUAAAAACUUGGACAUGAUCAAACUACUCGUAGAUUUUGGUGCAGAUGUCAACAAGGUAGAAGCUGUGAGGUGGCAGUUCCCACCACUUUUCGUGGCAGCAAGCGACGAUUAUCUCGAGGCCGUCCGGUACCUGAUCUCAAACAAGGCAGAUGUCAACAUGCGUGAUGGGAAUGGUAACAGCCCCCUCUGGAUUGCUGCGCUUUACGGCUACACCGAAACUGUGCGAGUUCUUGCCGAGGCCAACGCAGGUGUCAACGAUGUCUGUGGCGACGGCGAAUGGCUGCCGCUGCAUGCUGCCUACGAACACCCGGAUACCACCAGUGCACUUGUUGACCUUGGCGCAGACACAACAAGGGAAACUGGACGAAACGGGACGCCGCUGGAGUAUGCCAUCAACUAUGGUCAGGUCGAAACCUGCAAGGUGCUUCUCAACGAGCCCAAGGACAAGCCUGACCUCACACGCGGGUCGACCCAAGAGAUGGUGGCAUAUGCCGUUGAAGAAGGCUACAGUGACGUGGUUUCAUUGAUGCUGGAGGCCGGAGUUGAUGUGAAUGCGGUAAAUGAGGAAAACCGAACCCUCGUCAGCUGUGCCCUCGCUGCCGGGCACGAGGACAUGGUCCGCACCAUCUUGGAGUACCGUCCAGACCUGGACAUUCGAGACGUGAAUGAAUGCACGGCGCUACACUGCAUCACCCAGAAGACUACUGUCGGAUCGGUUCGCCACGUUGUCAAUGCCGGGUGCAAGUUGGACGGAAUCGACAAGUACAAGUUGACACCUCUACUGUCCGCGAUUGAGGCCGGAAAUGACGAGGUUGUCGAGUAUCUUCUCACCAAAAAGGCCAUCACGGCUACUCUUUCCACCCCCGUGGAGAGAUGGGGAGCACCCUUGCAUGGGGCCUGCGAAGUUGGUACUCUGCGAAUGGUCGAGUUGCUUCUCCAAAGUGGCUCGGACGUCAACUUUGAUUGCCGAAACGCCAAUGGCACGCCCCUAAUGGCAACCAGCGGCCGCACCCAUCGCGAAGACGAUGCAGACAAAGAGAAGAUAUUCAGACUUCUCCUCGAAAAGGGCGCCGACCCUACUCUCCGUGGGGGCUUUUCAAGCUAUCCAAUCAUCUCUGCCAGUCUGGGAUGCAAGAGCAGCAUCGUAAAGAGCCUCCUCGAUCGCAAGGUAUCCGUCGAUGUGCAGGAUUCCUGCGGCAGGAAACCGGCGCACGUUGCCUGCUACAACUCCCUCGAGGUUCUUACUCUGCUCCGGGUCCCGGACUCGGAUUUCGCCAUCAAAGACGCCGUUGGCCGAGUGCCCCUCCAUUAUGCCGUUCUCAGCGGACAAGUCGACCUGCUGAAGGAAGUUCUUGCGCGCUCUAUGCGGGUCGGUGUUGACGUCAACGUCAGGGACAAGGACGGCUGGACACCCCUUCUCUGGGCGGCGCGUGCUGCGAACAUUGUGGUAUGGGAAGAUAGGCGAGCGGCACACCACGAUGAAACAGUCACUUUCCUGCUUGACAAUGGCGCAGACCCGUGUGUUUCUGGUCGAGGACCCUUGGGCGACUGGACUGCCCUGGAAGUUGCCCAGUAUCAUAAUUAUGAUAGUAUUCCUGGCCUUGCGGAGGCGAAUGUCUCGUCGCGAAGGCCAUCUUCGAGGCGGAAAAGGAGGGGAAGGCGGGUGGAGAGAUGGUUCUGUGAUUGUUGCGAAGUCGAGCUGUGGGGAGUCUACUUUACAUGCACAGACUGCUACAACUACACGUUAUGCUUCAAGUGCUAUAAACACAGCUCCAUCGUGCACCCUGGUCAUGGGUUUAGGGACUCUGGGGACGACUUUGACGUGGAGGAAGAUGCGGCUGAGAAGACGGAGUCGGGGCCAGCUGGGCCUGUCAACGGGGAUGCUGUGCUAGUCGAGGAAGAGGGUCCGGUAUAUGACUUUGAUCAGGAGAUUGUGGGCGAUGAUGGUUCGAUGUGA